Molecule: messenger RNA, 5116 nt
Organism: Galleria mellonella (greater wax moth)
Lineage: Eukaryota; Metazoa; Arthropoda; Insecta; Lepidoptera; Pyralidae
Gene: Sur-8
Product: leucine-rich repeat protein soc-2 homolog
Exons: 1
Coding region: 369-2135 (588 amino acids)
Molecular function (GO): protein binding
Source: RefSeq, a predicted model, not a curated record
CUCUUUAGUCUUUGGUUGGAUUAGUUAUUGGAUCACGGCUAAAGGAAUGCUGACAGAAAUUAAAAUUUUUAAUUUAUCUCCUAGUGCUAAGUAUUUUGAGUGAUUAUUACUUGCCUACCUACUAUAACGAAUAAUUCUUCAUUAAAAUACCAGUGCAUAAAAUAUAGGUUUUCAGUUCUAGAACUUAUUUAUCUAUGUGAACUUAUUGACGACAAUUUGAAGUUUCUAUUUUCAUCUGUUCUGAAAUAUGUAUUGAUUUGUUUUGCGAUGAGAUGACAAAAUCAUGUCAAGUGAGUUUAACUGAAUUUAUAAUCUACAAGUAAAAGAUUGAGUAAACAAUAGGAUAUAUUUUCCAAUCUUAAAGCGGUAUGAAUAAUAAAGACGACGAAGAUUGUUCUGAAUCGUGGGAUUGUAUCGCCGUCGCCCUACCUAGUCCCAGAGAAAAAUAUAAUUUUACAGUAUCUACAGCAAGCUCAAGUAAUAUGAGGGAAAAGAAACCAUCCACUUCAUCUGCGACAUUAACAAACACCGACACAGUACGGCCGCUUGCAAAUACGGAGGCAGCGCGACCUAAGGUUGUAACUGUCAAACAUCCCGAGUCUAAUAAGCCGAAACCAACAGCCAAGAAAAAUAAACCAAUACAAGCUGAUUUGGAUGUCAUAAAAGAGUUCAUGAGAUGCCGGGAGGAAGGUGAUAAGCGACUAGACCUCAGUAAAUGUUCCAUAACAUCUUUACCGCCAAAUGUCAGGGAUCUAACACAUUUAGUGGAAUUCUAUUUGUAUGGUAAUAAGUUGGUGGCUCUUCCUGUAGAGUUUGGUUGUUUGACUAACUUACAGACAUUAGCAUUGAAUGAGAAUUCUAUAAUGAGCUUACCUGACUCACUAGCCAACCUAAAAUGCCUCAAGGUCUUAGAUUUACGACACAAUAAAUUAAGUGACAUCCCUGAAGUAGUUUAUAAAUUAACUUCUUUGACUACACUUUUUUUACGCUUUAAUAGAAUCAGGGUAGUAGGAGAUGGCAUUGCUAAUCUCACUAAUCUUACAAUGCUAAGUUUGAGGGAAAACAAAAUAAAAGAAUUAUCUUCAGGUAUUGGGAAAUUGAUCAAUUUGGUAACAUUUGAUGUUUCACACAAUCAUCUAGAACAUUUACCCCAGGAAAUAGGUAAUUGUGUUAAUUUAUCAACAUUGGAUUUGCAACAUAAUGAUUUAUUGGAUAUACCUGAAUCUAUUGGAAAUCUUCAAGCAUUGACACGUAUUGGUUUAAGAUACAAUAGAUUAACAGCAAUACCUUCUACAUUGAGUAAUUGUAAACACAUGGAUGAAUUCAAUGUUGAAGGUAAUUCUAUAUCUCAACUUCCCGAUGGCCUGCUUGCCAGUUUAAAUGAAUUGACAAGUAUAACCUUAUCCCGUAACUCAUUUAUGAGUUAUCCUUCUGGAGGACCUGCACAGUUUACAAAUGCUUAUUCUAUAAAUCUGGAGCAUAAUCAAAUAGACAAGAUUCCCUAUGCCAUAUUUUCAAGAGCAAAAAAUCUUACUAAAUUAAAUAUGAAAGAGAAUUUAUUAGCAUCUCUUCCACUUGAUAUUGGCACUUGGACAAAUAUGGUAGAGCUCAAUUUGGGCACUAAUCAUUUGACCAAGUUACCAGAUGACAUCCAAUGCUUGCAGAACUUAGAGGUAUUGAUAUUAUCAAAUAACUUGUUAAAGCGUAUUCCCCCUAGUAUUGGUAGUUUGAAAAAAUUGAGAGUAUUAGAUGUAGAAGAAAAUAAAUUGGAAGUUUUACCAAAUGAAAUAGGAUUUUUACAUGACUUGCAGAAAUUAAUUGUGCAAUCUAAUCAGUUGACGUCUUUGCCGCGAUCUAUUGGGCAUUUAACUAAUCUCACAUUCCUAAGUGUUGGUGAAAAUAAUUUGCAGUAUCUUCCAGAAGAAAUAGGUACUCUUGAAAAUCUUGAAUCCUUAUAUUUAAAUGACAAUCCUAAUUUGUUUAAUCUUCCCUUUGAGUUGGCUCUUUGUGUUAGCUUGCAGAUAAUGAGCAUUGAAAAUUGUCCCCUGACUGCUAUUCCUCCUGAAGUGGUUUCCUCGGGCCCUUCAUUGGUAAUUCAAUAUUUAAAGUCUCAGGGACCAUAUAGAGCCAUGUGAUAUCAGGAUGAUGACUAUUCAACAGGUGGUGAUGGCACUUAACAUGUUAAAAAGUGCUGGCUUACCAACUAAAAAAAUGUAUACUCACAAAUUCUCUGUCAUAAAAAUAAUUAAGCAACUAAAAUUUGUGUGUAGUUAUGGUUGAAUACAUAACUUUUCUAAUGGCUUUCUAACUUUAGAAGUAUUCCAUUAUUGUGUCAAGUUGUAUUAUUUUUUUCAAAUAUAUCCCUGUUUAACUGUGUAUAUGAGUUUAGUAGUAAUUUGUAUCAUUGUAAGCUACUAAAUGUUUCUUUAUUUUAUUAAUGUUAAGGAAUUAUUUUAUUUAUUAAAUGUGCAUAAAAAAUAGAAAAACACAAAAAUACAUCCAUUAGUAGUAGUAGUAGAUAGAAUUUAUGGAAAAUGCUGUAUAUAUGUAUGUAUGCACACAUUUAUUAGAGAUGUGUUUGUGACUUAGUACUCAUUUUCAAAUUGAUUUGACUAAAUACAUGAUUCUAUAUAUUUACUAUUAAUAUUUUAAUGUUGUAACUACAAAACUAUUGGCAUUUGAUGAUUAGAUACCAAUAUUUUAUCUAUAAUGUGAGGUUCCUUAUGGGGCAGGCAUAGUAUUUAUUUUUUAUGCUUAAAAGCUGAACUUAUAUUUUAUGACAAUGAUAUUGAUAACAGCACAUCUCUAGUUAUAUGUUAUUAUUGUUACUAAUAUGUAUUUAACAUUUUAUAAUUUUUAUACAUUUUGAGACUUAUUAUUGGCAUAAAUGGUGGCACACCACAUUUACUUUUUAUAUAUUUCUGUAAUUGUAAGAUAUGGCAAUUAUUUUGCACAAAUAUUAAUCAAGUAUUGAAUAUAAAAAGUAGGUACAGUUAGCAUCAAUUAAUUUAUGUGAAUUGCUCUAAUAUAAUCAUGAGCCAUUAUAUACAUUGCUUAUAUAUGAAAUUGUAAUCCCCAGCAAAAAGAACCAGUCUGAAAUAUACUAAACCUACUAUUAAUGUAUGUACUUCAUAUGUCAAUUUUCGGACCUAAAUUAAGCUUAAUGGAGCCUAAUUUGCUCCUAUUUGUAACAACUAUGAGGCAGGUAGUUCAGUAGUGAAUGACACAGUUUUUAUAUAAAUUGAGAUACUUGUAUUUUCAUCACUGUCUAUGAUACCUAGAUAUGUUUGAUAACUUUGAUUGUAUCCCCUUGUGUGUUAUGCUGAUUGUAUUGAUUAGGUAUUCUGAUUGUACCUACUUUAAAAUUGUAUUUCAGCAUUUUUUUUUCGGUUUGAGUGCCAUUAUUUAACUAUUUUGCAAAAGCAAAUGCAUAUUUUUAAUUACUUAUGGUAAAUCAUAAAUAUAAGCACUUUUCAAAAAUAUUUUUUAUAUUGAUUGUGACAGUACCUAAUGAUUUGUGUUAAGUUAAAAGUAUAUUAUCGUUAAUACCGUAGUGUAGUUUUGUUGGUAAUAUGUAACCACAGUAUUGUAUAUGUGUAAUUGAGUGUUGUUUCCAGGAUUUGAUCCUUAAUUAUAAAUACAAGUUUUUUAAGUGGAUCUCAUCAUUCAUCAAAAUAAUAUAUCAUAGAUGAUAUUCAGUAUUUUAAACUUUACCUGUUGCAUUUUCGUUACAAUUAUAUAUAAUGUACCACUAAUAUUCAAUAAAAUUGUUACAUAUAUUUUUUUGGGUAAAUUUAUACUAGAAAAAGUCUACCUUCAUGCCAAGUCUCUCAUGGGUUAUAAUUAGAGAGAACAGUAUGUCAAGGCCUCAUUCUGUAAUCACAACCUUUCUGGGAAUUUUAAUUUAAUAUUAGUCAUACUAUCCUGAUAAUAAUUUCUAAAGUUGACAGUUGCUAAAUAAAUUGUUUGUACCUACAUAAAUACUCAGAUAAAAUUUAUAGUUGUUGAUAAUUUGUCCCCAAUAGGAAUUUUCUUAAUAACUAUAGUUUUAUAUACACAUAUAUUUGUUGCACAAUUUUAUCUGUUGAUUUCCUUUGAAUUGGUUCUGUUAUGAUAGUUUAAAUAGGUAUACAAUUUUGCAACCUAAUGCCUUGGAAAAGUUGUGGAAGUAUCAAGUAUUUUUAUUUUAUGAUAAUGCUGAACUUAACUGCCAAGUUGAUAAACGUAGCACAAUUCUGAUAUGCUCAAUUCAGAUAUCUUAAAGCGAUCCAGCCACUAGAAAAUGCUAAUGUUCAUGUUUUGUAAUUUAUAUUCAAAUAAAUGCUCUCCGAAAGGAUAAUUUGAACCCAAUCUUUAUUUAAAGGUAAUGUAAUAAGCAUAAAAUAUAUAUUUAUAUUAAGUGUAGCUGAGAAUGUCGAUUACUGCUUAUUUAUUAAUUAAUCUAUAAUUACAAGUAAUUGUUUAGAUUAGUUUUCCUACUGUGUUGCAUUUAUUUUAAAUAUAAUUUUUAUUGUACUAUUUUCACAAUUAAGGAUCAUUGAUGAAUAUUUUUAAUUUUUGUAUUAUAAAUAAUUGAUACUUGUUUAGUGGGUUCAAUACCAUGAGAUUCUAGUCUCAUGCAUAUGAAGCUUUAAAGUCUUGAUGAACAUCUGUUCACUGUCUUUUUUUAUAUAAUCUUGCUAGAAAAUGAAAGUAUAAUAAUGGGGGUUAGAAAAUGUGUGAUUAGUGGAAUAGACUCAGACUGGCUUCACCUGGGGUCCUUUUUAAAUUUAAAAGUAUAUUUGCAGACAUGAAAUAUAUUCUGUUUAAACGUCUUGCCCGCAAUCUUCACAGGUAUUCACUAUAAUCUCAUAUAAAUUGGUAUCAUCAAAAAAAUAAAGAACAAUUAAUUUACAUGUUUUUAUAUUUCAGAUUUACUUAUAUUAAUAAGCAAAAAAUAUAUUUCUAGUCAUUAUUACCAUGGCUUGUAAAAAAUAUAUCAGGUGUCUACAUUCAGAAUUUUGUUAUACUUAUUAAACAAUAUUGUAGACUAGUUAGGGAUGCAGUCAAGAGAUUACAUGGCUUAUAUCACAAUGAAGACAAUUAGCCCAGGUAUAUAUAUACUGUCGAUUUAUUU